GGGUAUACUCCACACGUGUGGUAUCGGCCACUUUAUUAAUCUACAAAUCUCCUGCCCUCAUUCUCAGCAAACCUUGGUGUAGUCGCAUCUGUCUACCUACUUUCGGAACUUCUAGAUCUCCAACAUGGACUGGAAAACUCUGGCAGCAGAGAAGAAGAGUCAGCUUGAGGCGUCCAUCCCUCCAGAAUGGCGCAUCAAGACUCUCCCCACUGACGACUCGGUUAUGUCAUUCCCCGGGAGGAGUGGAAUCCUAACGCUAGAAGAGCUCAACAUCACUGAAUCGCCAGCCACUGAACUAGUUCAGGAUCUAGCUUCUGGAAAGCUGUCCUCGGUUGCUGUCACCACUGCUUUCUGUAAGAGAGCUGCCUUGGCUCAGCAGUUGACGAACUGCUGCCAUGAGUUCUUUCCAGAGCUGGCACUGGCCAGAGCACAGUAUCUAGAUGACUACUUUACCGAACAUAAGAAACCUAUUGGGCCGUUGCAUGGGCUGCCUAUCUCAGUGAAGGACCAAGUUCGCAUCAAGGGACUUGAAACUACCAUGGGUUAUGUUUCAUGGAUUGGUAAGAAGGAUACCGAGGACUCUGUGCUCACCACCAUGCUCCUCGGCGCUGGCGCGGUUCUCUAUGUCAAAACCUCCGUCCCUCAGAGCUUGAUGGUGUGCGAGACCAUCAACAACGUAUUUGGCCGCACCACGAACCCACGAAGCAAGAACUGGUCGUGUGGGGGAAGUUCCGGUGGUGAGGGUGCUAUUGUCGCGUUCUGUGGCAGUGUAAUCGGUGUCGGCACCGACAUUGGCGGCUCUAUUCGCGUUCCAGCCGCCUUCAACUUCCUCUACGGUCUUCGACCUAGCCAUGGAAGACUUCCAUACGCCAAGAUGGCUAACAGCAUGGAAGGCCAAGAGACCAUCCAUAGCGUUUGCGGACCGAUCUGUCACUCUAUUGCUGAUAUGCGACUCUUUGUCACGUCGAUUCUCAGCCAAAAGCCAUGGACCUAUGAUUCCAAAGUCAUCCCAAUGCCAUGGAGAUAUGAUGAAGAGAAUGCUAUCAAGGAAAAGAUUUCCUCUCGUGGGUUGAAUCUGGGCUACUAUUCCUGUGAUGGAAAUGUUCUGCCUCAUCCCCCGGUCCUCCGGGCUGUCCGGAAGGUUGUUGACAAACUCAGCGAGGCUGGGCAUACAGUUAUCCCUUGGGAGCCUUACCGGCAUCCAUAUGCUGUUGAUCUGGCUAACCGCAUCUACGCCUCUGAUGGAGGGACUGAUAUCUUUUCGGUUCUCGAUACUUCUGGGGAGCCCGCAAUUCCUAACAUUGCGGAACUUGUCAAGCCGAACCUACCCAAGUUAAAUCUCAACGAGCUUUGGGAUAUCCAGCUUCAGAAGUGGGAUUACCAGUCGGAUUACCUAGCCAGGAUCCGAGAGGCCGAAGAGAAGCUUGGUAAGGAGCUUGAUGCUAUCAUUGCUCCUAUUACUCCUACAGCCGCUAUCCGACAUGACCAGUUCAAAUACUAUGGAUAUGCUACUGCUAUAAAUGUACUCGAUUUUACUAGCCUCGUAGUGCCCGUUACCUUUGUUGACAAAAAGAUCGAUGAGCCGAAUCAUCAGUUUAAGCCACUUACCGAAAUGGAUCGGACGGUGCAGGCAGAAUAUGAUCCAAGUGCAUAUCACGGUGCACCGGUGGCGGUUCAGAUUAUCGGGCGACGACUUACUGAGGAGAGGGUCAUGAGCAUCGCCGAAGAAGUGGGGCGUCUACUUGGAAACGAGGUUGAACUAUAAGGUUAAGAAUGGAUGCCAAAAUCUAUAGGUCCGAGAUACAGAGUUUGGCGAUGCAACUACCAGUUCUGAGAGAUGGGUUAUUUUAGAUCUUUGAGGGUCGCCAUCAACGCGCUCAGCGGCUUAGGCACAGUUUUCCAUCAGAAGGAGCCAAUCCAAUCGAUGAUACUCGCGGAAGGUUCAUAUGAGAUCGGAUGAUCCUACACUGUGCGUGCACCAGUUUCCAUCAUCAAUUUCAAUGUGUUUUUCAAGCUAUUUGAUUGACCUAGGAUGGAGCAAAAAAGCUAAGUUAAUAAGAG
Molecule: messenger RNA, 2061 nt
Organism: Fusarium redolens
Lineage: Eukaryota; Fungi; Ascomycota; Sordariomycetes; Hypocreales; Nectriaceae
Product: amidase signature domain-containing protein
Exons: 7
Coding region: 125-1765 (546 amino acids)
Source: RefSeq, a predicted model, not a curated record